UUACAUGUUAUCUUUGUUAACUAUUAAAAUAUGUUUAAUUGUGUUAUCUGGUAACAGAAUCUAUCAAAAGACAUUGUUUUAUUUAAUCUAUUAUAAAAACUUCAGCUAAAAUUAAAAUUCACAUACAUUUUUAGCAUAAUUAUACAAAAUAACAACCCUGAGAUUCCUAUGUAAAUUAAUUAUGAUACACGGAAUAAAAUGUUUAGCUCAUGUUUUAAAUCCAUUUUCAAUAGGGAAUUUUACAAGCAUGAAUGCCUGCUGGCCAGGAAGCUGCCAUGAUGCCCACGUUUUCAGGAUGUCCAACGUUGGCAGACAUUUAGAUGCAAAUCAUCAAGAUCCUGGACGUGGUUGGCUGUUGGGAGACAGUGGCUAUCCCUGUCGACCAUUCCUAAUGACACCCAUAUUGCAUCCAAGAAAUGAAGCCGAAGAACGGUACAACCAAGCACACAUAAGCACGCGAAACAUUAUAGAGAGGUGCUUUGGUGUAUGGAAGAGGACCUUCCAUAUAUUGCAUGUGGAGAUUCGAAUGAAGCCUGCAAAGGUGACGCGGAUAGUGUUGGCGUGCGCUGUGCUGCACAACAUGAGACGGAUGUGGGGGGAACCGAACCCGGAUGUUCAAGACGACCUUGACGAACAACCGGACGUACAGAACUUUGACGGACCAAUGGACGGACGUGGUGUAAGGAAUAGACUGAUUGAACAGUAUUUUGUUUAAGUGUUUUUUCCACUAUGUUUUUCAUGUUGAAUGUAACAGUGCUACAUUGAUAAUAAUUUCAUUCUUCUUGUUAUCUCCCUGCAUCCCGAAGGCGGAGGGAUAUAGUUUGAGCGUUGUUCGUCUGUCUGUCUGUCAUAAACUUGUCAGGCGUGGGUGUAUACCAUGAACAAGAACGAUAACCCUUAACAUUCUAAAAUAAAGAGUUAUUGUCCUUUGUUGUUUAUAUGGUGUAACUUUUUAGGGCUAUAUCUAAGAUACGAUAAAAGAGAUUUCUACAUAAAAAAAGACAUGAGUGUAUAGAUAUCAGUGUGGAGAAUUGCAAUGCAAUUUUAUUGCAAUUAUUUUCACUGAUAUCUAUAGCCCUGCACUGUGUUACUUUACAGUUACUGCCCUGUUCUUUAUUUGGCGCGUAUCGGCGGGUGAUAUCAAUUGCCAUUUUUCAUCUGUGUUUAUUAAUUUAAUAAAGUAAUAGUGCAAUGUAUGUGUACUUCAAGCUUUCGAUUGUAUAUAAACAGGGACAUCUUUGUAUAGGAAAAUGAAAUAUUUAUUGCAAUUAAAAU
Molecule: messenger RNA, 1275 nt
Organism: Dreissena polymorpha
Lineage: Eukaryota; Metazoa; Mollusca; Bivalvia; Myida; Dreissenidae
Product: putative nuclease HARBI1
Exons: 4
Coding region: 182-715 (177 amino acids)
Source: RefSeq, a predicted model, not a curated record